AUGAUCAAUGAAAUCAACAUAGUCUCACUCAAUCAACUACUUAAUAAUAUCCAUUUAUCUUAAUCUCAUGUUGAUGAAGCAGCCCGUUUCUAUAUUAGACAUAGUCAUGAUUAAAACUCUCAAUAAUCUCUUUGUGAAGAAUGGUGCAACCAUUUUCAUUUUGCUAAAGGGAAUGUUGAUGGUGAUAAAGUAAUUAUAUCAUUACUUUAUAUGGCAUAAAGAGUUGUUGAAUCUAUAAUAAAAUUUCAAGGAUCAUGUAAUUAUUUAUUAGAUUUAUCAGACACUUCAAUGAGUGAUACAUUAAAAAGAUAAAUUAUCAAAGUCUUAGGUUAACUCUAAGAUUAUAAUUGGACUAAAGAUUUAAAAUAAUAAAUCAAGGACUUAAUAAAAUAAUGGGAUGAAAAAUAAUUAUUCACAAAACCAGAAGUCUAAAGCAUGCUUGAAACUAUUGAACCCUCUAAAACACAUAAAGAGUAAUUAAAAAAUCAAUUUGCCCCUUCUUUUUUCCUUGUCAAUUUUGCUAAAAAUUAUAAAGUAUAUAAUAUUUCGAACUAUUUUUAAGGAAUUAUAAAUUCGUAUAUAAUAAACUAAUGAAUAUCAAAUGAGACUUGAUGAACUUAUUAAUUGUGGUGCUUAAGAUAAAUUGAAUUUGUAUGAUUCCUUAUUAGAAUAAUAUUCUAAAUCUAUAGAAAAUGUGCUUAAAUAUAGAAAAUUAGUAAUUAAAGAUAUUAUAGAUAAAUUAAAAGAAUUAGAUAAAAUCCAUUCCAAAAGUUUAAUUGAUAUGAAAUAUCUUGUAUUAAGAGUUUAGGAAUUGAAACGUAGAAAGGAUAAGAGAAUACAAAAUGAAUACUAUCAUGAAUGA
Molecule: messenger RNA, 862 nt
Organism: Paramecium pentaurelia
Lineage: Eukaryota; Ciliophora; Oligohymenophorea; Peniculida; Parameciidae
Source: the annotation of a GenBank genome assembly